GCACACGAUUCCAGCAUCUCGUCAUACCAGCCAACACCAGCCAGCCCACCAGCCAGCCACUCAGGUCAGGCGCUUCCGACUCCCAGCCCCCCCAGCCAUGAGCCAAGAUGCGAUCUCACGGUGCUAUGCGAGAUGAUGAGGUGUCCGGUGCAGCCUGGGAGGCGACAUGGGGUGCCGUCUAUGGCGCCGUGAAAUGGGGCGCCUUCACGGGAAUCCUUGGUGGAAUCGGGUAUCUCACGUCCCCCAUCUACAGAGGCCUGACCAUUCAGUUCAAAGUGUACCUUCAGAUGUCUGGCAUGGUCGUCGGGUCUAUGAUCGAAGCAGACUACUGGAUGCGGCAGUACGAGGCUCGUGUCAGGAUGCAGCGACGGCUUGAUAGGGACAGGGCAGCGUGGCAGCGGUUUGAGGAGGAGUAUGGAAAGGAUGAUGACGAUUGAGAAGAGCACGGAUUGGAUGAAUGGGUUUCCAGGAAGGAAGCCACAAUGUCUCAUUAUAGACGCCUUGUAAGGACCCUUUCAUGUACAUUAUCAGAUGUAAAAUCAAGCAAGCAUCGACC
Messenger RNA from Cryphonectria parasitica EP155, 556 nucleotides. RefSeq lists its product as uncharacterized. The coding region runs from base 108 to 437 and encodes 109 amino acids. The record is from RefSeq and is a predicted model, not a curated record. Lineage: Eukaryota; Fungi; Ascomycota; Sordariomycetes; Diaporthales; Cryphonectriaceae. The transcript has 2 exons.